Molecule: messenger RNA, 990 nt
Organism: Microthlaspi erraticum
Lineage: Eukaryota; Viridiplantae; Streptophyta; Magnoliopsida; Brassicales; Brassicaceae
Source: the annotation of a GenBank genome assembly
AUGUAUCCUAUGAUUGGUCUUAGAGUUUUGUACGAAGCAUGGAAGCGUGACCCAAGCUCCGAUUCCCGCUCCAGAAGCGGAAGCGGAAGCGGAAUCGCUGUGGAAUCGCGGUUCCUGAAAAAAGGGAUAUGGAAGCGCACAAGAAGCGAUGGUUCCGAUUUGGAAGCGCUAAAAGUAAAUGAAUCAGAAGCGUUUUCUUCUUCUCUCUCUUAUUUCUUUCUCCUCCGCCGUCCAAAGAGGAAACGUCUAUCGGAGAACUUCGAGAUGUCGACUGGAUUAGAUAUGUCUCUCGACGACAUGAUCGCCAAGAACCGUAAGUCUCGUGGAGCUGGUCCUACCCGUGGAUCCGGAUCCGGGCCGGGUCCUACUCGCCGCAACAACCCCAAUCGGAAGACGAACCGAUCCGCUCCAUACCAAUCGUCCAAGGCGCCGGAGUCCACCUGGGAACACGACAUGUACUCCGACAGGUCAGAAGGUCUUCCCCGAUCCGGCCGUUCCUCUGCCGGAAUCGAGACUGGAACGAAGCUCUACUUAUCUAAUUUGGAUUACGGGGUCAUGAACGAUGACAUCAAGGAGCUGUUUGCUGAAGUAGGGGAGCUUAAACGCUACACAGUCCAUUUCGACAGGAGUGGAAGAUCAAAGGGAACUGCUGAAGUUGUGUUCUCUCGGCGUGGUGAUGCACUCGCAGCAGUGAAGAAGUACAACGAAGUUCAGCUAGAUGGAAAACCGAUGAAGAUAGAAAUUGUGGGCACCAAUCCUCAGACCGCUGCAGCUCCCGGAAAUGGAAACUCCAAUGGUGCUGCAAGGCGAGGAGGACAAGGGAGAGGUGGUCAACAACGUGGUGGUGGUCGUCGUGGAGGUGGAGGUGGACGCGGCGGUGGUGGUCGUGGUGGCAGGCGUCCUGGUAAGGGUCCUGCGGAGAAGUUAUCUGCUGAAGAUCUUGAUGCAGAUCUUGAUAAGUACCACUCAGGAGAUAUGGAGACAAACUGA